UCCUCUUUUCCUGAGGGUCUUCUUGAUCUUCAAAACCAGUUUUCAAUUUGCCCGUUAUGGAGGAAUAAAUUCCCCCCUUUUGAAUCACCUUCACCUUAUCUAAGUAAGAAGAGCCUAAGAAGAAAAACAUGGCAGCCACUAACUCACAACAGCAGUUCCAUGGCGAACUUUCCCACGCAGAGACCCAAACAACCACAAGCAAUAUCGCUCCCAAAAGAGGGGGUUGGAUUACCUUCCCCUUCAUCAUAGUUGGAGUACUGGGUCAGACUUUGGCAUCUGGGGGGUGGUUAUCAAACCUGAUCGUCUAUCUGAUCGAAGAGUUCAACGUGAAGAGAGUCGACGCUGUCCAGAUCUCCAAUAUCGUCAACGGUUGCACCAGUCUCUUCCCCAUCGCCGGUGCCAUCCUCGCCGACUCCUUAUUUGGCUGCUUCUCCGUCAUCUCCGCCUCUUCUCUUGUCUCUAUUUUGGGUAUAAUUCUGUUAACUUUAACGGCAACGAUACACUCUCUAAGGCCUUCACAGGAAGAAACCCCUUCAAGGCUUCAAAUAGGGAUUCUAUACAGUGCCUUAACGCUGGGGUCAAUAGGGCUUGGGGGCACGCGCUACACCAUGGCAACCAUAGGUGCGGAUCAGUUGGACAAGCAAAAAGAACAGGGGGUGUUCUUCAACUGGUUUUUCUUUACUCUAUACUUCGCUACAGUCAUCAGCGGCACGGCCAUCGUGUACGUAGAGGAUAACGUUGGAUGGGGUUGGGGGUUUGGAUUAUCCACCACCAUUAAUGCCAUCGGCUUAGCUGUUUUCUUGGUGGGAAAACGGUACUAUCAGAGUGUGAAGCCAAAAGGGAGCCCUUUCAUAAGCUUGGCUAGGGUUGUGGUUGCAACCAUUCGGAAGUGGAAGUUGGUAGUAAUGGUGUCUUCGCAAACCCAACAAAUCCAGGAUGAUUCUUAUUACUAUGGCAAAACUGAGGCUGGAAAGUUGCCCUCUUCAGCGCCUUCUUCAGCUCCCACUCUAAGCUUCAGAUUCCUGAACCGUGCAGCAAUAAAAACCGAAGGUGACACCCGACCGGACGGCUCGAUCGCAAAGCCAUGGAGGCUAUGCACGGUGGAGCAAGUCGAAGACCUCAAAACCCUACUCCGACUAUUCCCACUCUGGUCCACCGGUAUCUUCUUGAGCACCCCAAUCGGAGUCCAGAUCAGCCUCACGGUCCUCCAAGCCCUCACCAUGGACCGCCACCUUGGGCCCCACUUUCAAAUCCCUGCUGGUUCCUUCCUCGUCUUCGCUCUCCUAUCCACAGCCAUCUCCAUCUCCGUCAUCGACCGUUUCCUCCCUGCCACGUGGUACAGACUCACUGGUCACUCAUUGACCCCACUUCAACGAGUAGGGAUCGGCCACGUCCUCAACAUCAUGGCCAUGGCAGGUUCUGCUCUUGUAGAGUCGAGGCGGCUCCACUUCGUCCGGUCCCACCAACUCGAGGGCCAGACCGGACCAACCGUCCUCCCAAUACCAGCAUUAUGGUUGGCAUUGCCGCUGGUGAUCGUAGGCACUGGCGAAGCCUUACACUUCCCAGGACAGGUGUCUUUAUACUAUCAAGAAUUUCCGGUGUCGCUGCGGAGCACAGCGACCGCUAUGAUCUCGCUGCAUAUCGGUAUUGGCUUCUAUCUGAGCACGGCGAUGAUUGAUUUGGUACGGAGAGUCACCGGUUGGUUGCCGGAUAAUAUAAACCAAGGGAGGAUGGAUAACGUGUACUGGAUGUUGGUGGUGAUAGGAGUGGCCAACUUCGGCUAUUACCUAACGUGUGCCAGGUUGUACAAGUACAAAAAUAUGGCGAGUGGGACACCACCAGUUCUAGGUUAGAGUCGUCCAAGGACCAAAAGGUCCAAGACCACGACUGAUGGAGUGGACGGUCCAGAUGCAUUAGUAUUAGAGGUCGAUAGUGGUGGUGGUGUGUCUUCUUUUGAUAUUUUUCUUUCUAUAGUGAGAACUGAGAUUUGUUGACUAGUGACUGUAAUUAUCUUA
Messenger RNA from Macadamia integrifolia, 2015 nucleotides. Its product is annotated as protein NRT1/ PTR FAMILY 2.7-like. Gene Ontology annotation, cellular component: plasma membrane. Gene Ontology annotation, biological process: oligopeptide transport; transmembrane transport. Gene Ontology annotation, molecular function: transmembrane transporter activity. The record is from RefSeq and is a predicted model, not a curated record. NCBI's taxonomy places the organism in Eukaryota, Viridiplantae, Streptophyta, Magnoliopsida, Proteales, Proteaceae. The transcript is spliced from 3 exons. The coding region runs from base 129 to 1853 and encodes 574 amino acids.